This is a messenger RNA of Exserohilum turcica Et28A, 1541 nucleotides long. RefSeq lists its product as uncharacterized. Gene Ontology annotation, biological process: nuclear pore organization; NLS-bearing protein import into nucleus; protein localization to nuclear inner membrane. Gene Ontology annotation, molecular function: structural constituent of nuclear pore. Lineage: Eukaryota; Fungi; Ascomycota; Dothideomycetes; Pleosporales; Pleosporaceae. The coding region runs from base 231 to 1541 and encodes 436 amino acids. Gene Ontology annotation, cellular component: nuclear pore central transport channel; nuclear pore. The transcript has 2 exons. The record is from RefSeq and is a predicted model, not a curated record.
GUUGCCAGACCGCCUGCAUAUUCCAUCCGCCGGUAUGCACGCCCAUUGAGCUCCAUUGUCUCCCUUUCCUGCGCCAACGUGUCUGCAGGCCCUCCGUUCGCGUUAUACCCGCGACCGAAAACAAACAACUGAGCGCUCGACAGCCCGCGACCUGAGGAUAUCGCCGUUCGCCCACACACCCACAGAACAAACCGAGACACGGCUCGCGCACCUCACGCACCUCCUUCAGCAUGUCGUUUAGCUUUGGAAACCUGGGCGGCGGGGAAAAGAAGACGGGCACCUUGUUCGGCAGCACCACAGCGCCGUCUGGAGGCCUCUUCGGUCAAUCGCAGCAGCAGCCUCAGCAGUCCAACACAACAGGGUCUAGCCUCUUCGGAUCCACAGCGGCGCCCCAGAACAACACGACCAGCUUGUUUGGGUCGACACAACCGCAGCAGCAGAACACGGGCUCCAGUCUCUUUGGCCAGCCCCAGCAACAGCAGACUGCUGGCUCAAGCCUCUUCGGACAGCCUCAACAACAGCAACAACAGCAGCAAAAUGCUGGCUCGAGCCUGUUUGGCCAGCCGCAGCAGCAACAACAGCAACAGCAACAACAAGCGCCACAACAGCAGCCUAACAUGAGCAACAGUCUCUUUGGCGCCUCGCUCCAGCCAGCUCCCUUGCUGAACAACGUCCAAGCGCAAAGCAUCCAACAGCAGCGCGAAGGGCUCCCGCAGCUGCGCCAGUCCUCGGCACAGCCUUUCGCCGGCUCUACCAUGAGUGGCCAACGGGAGAAGUCGGUCGUCGAGCAGAUACGAAUCCUCAACAACAAGUGGGACCCGGCAAACCCAGAAUGUGUAUUCCAGUACUACUUCUACAACUCGGUCAAGCCAGAAGAAGCGCCGUUCUACGGGCCCUCGCAAGGCGAAGACGAGAGAAAAUGGGAGGAGGCGCUGUCAAAGAAGCCGAGCCCAGGCGCCAUCCCCGUGCUUGCGCGUGGCUUCGAACAAGUCGGAGAGCGCAUACGGCAGCAAGCCGCGGCUGUCACGGCGCUGCGAACACGUCUGCACGAAAUCAACAAUAGUCUGUCGUUGCUCAAGGACGCACAUGAGCUGACUGUAGCGUCGCGCAUCACUGAAGCGAAGCGGAAACACAUCGUCUUCACGCAGCGAACACUGGCCCUUGCGACCAAGGUGCAGAUUUUACGGAACCGGGGAUAUGUCAUGGACCCACAGGAGGAGGACCUGAAGAAGAAGUUGAUUGAGCUCGAGAAGCAGGCCUUUGACCCCGUGUUGGGAGGUCGGCAAGAGGAGAUUUGGGCGCGCAUGUCCAGCGUUCGUGAACGCGCGCGGAUACUGCAGGAGGAGACAGAGAAGCUGGGCAGGAACAUUGACAAGCAGCAGAACGGUGAACUGCUCUCGGACGAAGACCAGAAGGCGCUAGAGAAGCUUCUGAAAGAUUACGACCGUCAACUCGAGCACCUCAAGAAAUGGGUUGACGACACGAAAGAAGAGUACGACGAGUGGGAGGCGACAAAGCAGACGAGGCCAGCAAAGCGAUAA